AAUAAUACUGCAGGUGGGCGGGGCUAUACAUCCGGGUACUGCCGCUGACCCUUGACGUGACCCUGCAGGAUUGCAAACAUGGCGGAGCCCUCCCUCGGGAACUCGAGCCCAGGAGGUUCAGCAGGUUCCGUUGACCAUGAUUUCGACCCAUCAGCAGAUAUGCUUGUCCAUGACUUUGACGAUGAACGCACCCUGGAGGAAGAGGAAAGGUUGGAGGCAUCAGACGAGACCAACGCUAAUGAGAUUGAAGAUCUUGCACGGGAGGGAGAGAUGCCCAUUCACGAGCUGCUGAAUCUGUACGGUUAUGGGGGCAGUUCACCAGCAGAUGAGGAUGAAGAGGAGGAUGAAGAACCAGAGGAAGAAGAGGACGAUGAGGAAGAGGAUGAUGAGGAGGACUUGGAUAAUGAUGAAAGUAGCAGAAGUACCAGCGAGUUAAAAAGAAAUGAGGGUGAGGGUCCAAAGAUCUCAUCAGGACAGGGGGAUGAGGCCCAGGUAUCGCCUGAGGUCCGCACACGCUCAGUGAGGUCCCUCGGCACAGCAGAACUUAUUCGUCCACAGAAACUCAAAUACUUUGAAAGUAACAAUGAUGCAGAGGAGGAGUCGGAUGAAGAUGAGGACUAUGUUCCAUCUGAAGACUGGAAAAAGGAGAUCAUGGUGGGCUCCAUGUAUCAGGCAGAAACUCCAGUUGGCCUGUGUAAAUACAAAGACAAUGAGAAAGUUUAUGAAAACGAUGACCAGCUGUUGUGGAACCCUGAGUGUCUCUCUGAAGACAAAGUGGUGGAGUUUUUGACAGAGGCAUCGAGGCGGACAGGAGAGGAGAAGGGAGUGGAGGCAAUCCCAGAAGGAUCCCAUAUCAAAGACAAUGAACAGGCUUUGUAUGAACUGGUGAAAUGUGACUUUGACACAGAAGAAGCUUUAAGAAGACUGAGGUUUAAUGUAAAAGCAGCCAGAGAGGAGCUCUCUGUCUGGACCGAAGAGGAAUGUAGAAAUUUUGAACAAGGACUAAAAGCUUAUGGGAAAGACUUUCAUUUAAUACAGGCCAACAAGGUGAGAACUAGGUCUGUAGGAGAAUGUGUGGCCUUUUAUUACAUGUGGAAGAAGUCUGAGCGUUAUGAUUUCUUUGCACAGCAAACCAGACUUGGGAAAAGGAAAUACAACCUUCACCCCGGUGUCACGGAUUACAUGGACAGAUUACUAGAUGAGACAGAGAGUGCUACAUCCAGUAGGGCAGCUUCACCUCCACCCACCACCUCCAGCAGCAGCACCAGCCACUCAGAGAAGGAAGACAGCAGCAGUCAGAACGGUAUUGCCAGCCACAACUCCAGCCACCCGAUCGAAGAUCCUCAGUUACUCCCAGCAAAUCCAGUCAAACCUGAGCCCACUCAGACCAACGGUCCCUCCCAUCUCACGGUUGAAGCUCCGCCUCCCAUUUCAGACAACAACUCCAAUGGUUGCAGUCAACCCAGUGCGCCCAAUCACGACCGAAACGGAUCUCUGGAGCCCGAACUGGACCACAGAGACACGGAAACACAAGAGAGGCCGGCCAAGAGAUGCAGGACGGAGGCGGAGCAGCUGGGCCAGAGUGACGUAGAACCAUCCAGAACACAGGAGAAUUGAAGGACCCGGAGGUCCAGAGCUCGAGAUGUAUACUAAAAAACACUGAACUGGGGUGAAAGAAUCGUCCAAACUUUGUCACAGUAGAGAUAAGAGGAUGAUGAAGAUGAGCCCCCUGUUGGCUCGUGAGCACAUUUUCUCCUGAUAGAAAAGACUCCCUCAUAAGGUCAAAGGUCACUGAGAGUCACACCUUGAAGAACACAGCCAGCCAAACUGCAGCUGGUCCUCCAGGAGGUGCAGCAGCCUCCCUCAUCUCUCCAACCCACAUCCAUGUACUGACUGCCUGCUAAGCUCAUCCCAAAGCACCACAGCACCAUCACAUCCUCCAUAAAGACAAAAAAAACAUCUCCUCCAUCAUCGUCUCUGUUCCCUCUCUGGAGACUUGACUGACAACAUUUUGCCAAGAAUAUCCUUUUUUUCUAUUUGUACUCAAAGAAAAGAAAUCACCCAUGAUAUUUUUUUACACGAGAGAUAUUUAUAUUUUUUAGCAAAAGAAAACUAUGAUGGGUAGCUGCAGUUCAAGCUAUUUGAACAUUUGAUGAAACAGGCGACACGUUGAAAAGGAUUAUAUGUUUAAGUUUGUCAAAAAGAGGCAAAGUAGGCAAACGAGUCCGGCUGUUGUGUAGCUGGUCAUCUUUAGUUGCACUUUGAUUGUAUUUUCUCUUUGUUAUCAAUAAGGAGUGGCGUGGAAACCCAGCAGAAAUACAUUUUCACUCCUUCACUUCUGAACCUGCUCCGACAUCUGUGUAUCAUGGCUGUUUGUUGGAUUCUUAUAAAUGAACCCAUGGGUGGCUCCCCCUGCAGGUUUGUUUGUGUAAAGCAGCUGACAUCAGUGAUGUCCUGUAUUAUAACUCAUCAUCUUAGAAGAUGGCUGUAUUUUUGGAUUUCCAUGGUCAGUGCUUUGCUCGACGCUUUGUUUUUACUAGACAGAAUGUCCGUGAUUUUUAAUGUAAAGUUUGUAUAGAUUUCUUACCUUGAGCAGUUGGUACAUUUUUUAUAACUGUUAACUGUCAGUUCAUCUCUGUAUUUUCUGGUCUUCCUUGUAGCCUGCACUUUUUUGUUGACAAAUCUUUUGCUCUGAGAUGGAUGUAAUAAAAAAAUAGCCAUUCCUCCUUUCCCUCUCUGCCCAGCAGCACUUCCCAUUCCUGUGUGACCUCGCUCGAUCUGACAUGUUUGUUGCAGAUAGCCUCGUCUUUUGUCUGCAGUCGAGUGUGCAGCUUGCCUUUGGUGAAAAAACCUCUUUAAGUGCUUAGUUUUCACCAAUAUUUACUGUCCCUUCCUGCGGUCAGUGGCUUCAGAGCAGUUAAACAGUCCAGGUUGAGGGGUGCCAGACCUUCAGUUGUUUUUGGUACAGUAGCUGUUCAGCUUAACGCUUCUGUGUUUUACUUUCAUUCACACAUUAAGAUAAGUUUGUCUCAGAUAAUGUUGAUCCAUGUAGUCCUUUCUUUCUCUUUUGUUGACAAUGAUGUCUUGUUAAUUUUUUUCUUUGUAAAUGAUGACAUGAAUAAAAGUGAAGUGUAUUCCAAAACUGGU
Molecule: messenger RNA, 3147 nt
Organism: Notolabrus celidotus (New Zealand spotty)
Lineage: Eukaryota; Metazoa; Chordata; Actinopteri; Labriformes; Labridae
Gene: mier1b
Product: mesoderm induction early response 1b, transcriptional regulator
Exons: 13
Coding region: 79-1617 (512 amino acids)
Biological process (GO): negative regulation of transcription by RNA polymerase II
Cellular component (GO): nucleoplasm
Molecular function (GO): histone deacetylase binding; transcription corepressor activity
Source: RefSeq, a predicted model, not a curated record